Molecule: messenger RNA, 3102 nt
Organism: Tachyglossus aculeatus (Australian echidna)
Lineage: Eukaryota; Metazoa; Chordata; Mammalia; Monotremata; Tachyglossidae
Gene: SKIDA1
Product: SKI/DACH domain containing 1
Exons: 1
Coding region: 6-2573 (855 amino acids)
Source: RefSeq, a predicted model, not a curated record
CCGAGAUGGGGGACUUGAAGUCGGGUUUUGAAGAGGUGGAUGGCGUGCGGCUCGGGUACCUCGUCAUUAAAGGAAAGCCCAUGUUUGCCCUCUCCCAGGUGUUCACCGACCUGCUGAAGAACAUCCCGCGGACCACGGUGCACAAGCGCAUGGACCACCUCCGGGUGAAGAAGCACCACUGCGACCUGGCGGAGCUGCGGCGGCUCAAGGCCAUCCACAGCAUCGCCUUCCACGCGGCCAAGUGCACGCUCAUCUCCCGGGAGGACGUGGAGGCCCUGCACGCCUCGUGCAAGACGGAGCGGGGCCGCCGGAGGAAAGGGGCCCGCGACGGCGACGCCCCCCUCCCGGGAUCCCGGCACGCCCCGCCGCCGCCCCCGCCGCCCCCGCUCUGGCUGGGAUUGAAUGGAGCCGCGCAGCCGCUGCCAAGCAGCCGCCCCGGGGCCGCCGCCUCGCCCCCCGCCGCCGAUCUACCUCAAAUCUUCAGCCCCUUCCCCGGCCGCCGCUCCUCCCCCGAGGCCGCCCGCCCCCCGGGCAAGCCCCCGCCGGACUACGACUACGAGGCGGCCGCCCCCAGCCCCGCCGGCUCCACCGGCCCGGCGCGCCGGGGCUGCCGCCGGGGGCCCCGCCUUCUGCUCGGGGCCCCCCACCCCCGGGGGUACCGGGCCAAAGUCACCGCGGCGGCGGCGGCGGCUGCAGCCGCAGCUGCAGCCGCCGCCGCCGCCGUAGCCGGGGCAACCUGCCUGGAGCGGUUCCAUCUGGCGACCGGGGGCUUCUGCCCGCCCCCGCACCGGGCCCGGACCCCCCGUGCCCGGCCCCGCCGGCCGCAGCAGGCCCGCCGCCAACAGCAGCAGCAGCAGCAGCAGCGGAGGCAACAGCCGCCACAUCUGUCCGGUUUCCCCGAGCGUUACAGCAGCGACUCCGAGUCCAGCUCCUACUCGGACCACGCGGCCAACGACUCGGACUUCGGGUCCAGCCUGUCCAGCAGCAGCAACUCCGCGUCGUCGUCGUCGUCGUCCUCCUCGUCGUCGUCCUCCUCCUCCGAGGACAGCGCGGGGUCGGACUCCAGCGAGGCCAGCUCGGACGACGACGACGACGACGAGGACGAGGAAGACACGUCCUCCGAUUCGGACUCCAGCUCCGGCUCCAGCCGGGUCUCGGUGCAGAGCAUCCGCUUCAGGCGCACCAGCUUCUGCCAGCCCCCCCCCGGCGUGCAGGCGCAGGCCAGCCUCCUGUACCGCCUGGCCACCGUCGUCGCCGCCCCCAAGCCCGCCGCCUUCGAGGAGGCCGCCAGGCUCGCCGACCUCAAAAGCGGGGUCAAAGCCGAGGCGCCCGAGGAGUGGAGCUACCCCAUCUGGGCCCCCAGGACACCGCCCGGCUGCUGCCCCGCCAGCCUUGGAAGUUGUUUUGCCGAGAUAAGGAACGAUAGGGUAUCUGAGAUCACAUUCCCACACUCCGAAAUUCCCAAUAACGUAAAGAGAACUGACCUGACGAUUAACUGCGUGGCGGAGGGGGCCUCUUCACCUAGCCCAAAGACAAACAAUGCAUUUCCACAACAAAGAAUACUCAGAGAGGCCAGGAAAUGCCUGCAAGCAACUACUACACACUGUGCAGAUAACGAUACAAUAGCUGCUAGGUUCUUAAAUAAUGAUUCUUCGGCGGCGGCGGCAAAUUCAGAAAAAGGUUCCAAAAUCCUGCAUUGUAUUGAAUUGGCCACGGAUUUGCCCUCAUUACAAACUGAGCCUGAGAUGGACCCUGCUGCUGCAGCUGAUCCAGGAAUAACAGCAGCAGCAGCAGCAGCAGCAGUAACAGCCACAACAGCAGCAGCAGCAGCAGCAGCAGCAGCAGCAGAAAAUCAGGGAUGGCCCUUUCCGCACAAUAUUAAAAUCAAAGUAGAGGAUAGUAGCACUAAUGAAGAAUAUGAACCUGACCUUGUUAAACAUAAGCUAAAAUGCGAGUGCAAUGAUACAAAGGGUGAAUUUUACCAUGUGGCUGAGAGUAAGGAGGAGGAAGAGGAGGAGGAGGAGGAAAAGGACGCUUUGUUAACAGCCAAGGAAGAUUUUGCAUGCACUGAAAAAGAAACCACUUCCUUAAACCCACUGACUCAGAGUCAGGGCCUUUCAUGCACUUUAGGUUCUCCAAAGCCUGAGGAUGGGGAAUAUAAAUUUGGUGCGAGGGUGAGAAAAAAUUACAGGACACUGGUGCUGGGAAAACGACCUGUACUACAGCCUCCUCCAGUCAAACCAAAUUUGAAAUCAGCUAGAAGCCCACGUCCUACAGGUAAAACUGAGACACAUGAAGGAACACUGGAUGAUUUUACAGUUACCAAUAGACGCAGAAGGGUAGCCAGCAAUGUAGCAUCAGCAGUGAAAAGGCCAUUUAAUUUCAUGGCAAAUUUUCCCUGUCCACCGUCACUAAUUAUUGGUAAUGAUGGGGAUUUCUUGCCGGCUUAUUCCUUAAAUACCACUAAGGAUUCCCAAACUCCUCACAAGGCCCAUCCUAUAUGGAAAUGGCAGCUGGGCGGUUCUGCAAUACCUCUUCCACCUAGUCACAAAUUCAGGAAAUUUAAUUCAUAACGUUAUUUUGGGAGAUAUUUUCUCGAGACAUGUUACCUUCCGUACAUUGUAAAACUGCACAAGAUGGUUUGUACAAGCCCAUUAAUGCGUUACCCUCGUUUGGAGCCCUGGUUUAUCACAUUAUGAAGACAGAAAUCGGAUUACUAUUUUCUUCUUUCACUGCAGUUUUUUGGUGUCUUUUUUUUUUCUUCUUCUUCUUCUUUUUGAAUUGGGGUAAGGGUUGGUUUACAUUCCACAGACUACUUCAGGCUAAAGACUCAAGUGAAACUCAGUUAUUACGAUAGAGCUGGAACGCUUUACUGUUUCAAUGCUUGAUAAUGCACCCGGUACCUCAAUUCAACUGCUACAAAUAAAUGUCAAAAGGUUGAAUAAUAAAUAUUACAAUGAGCCAUUAAGUUUAUGCACUAGAUUUCAAACGUGGAAGUGUAACUGUUAAUUCAGCGAAAGUUUGUUAAGUUAUAUGGUUGCACAGUGAGGAAUCACGAGGGUUCUGUGGUGGCAGGCUACUUUUCUGGAGCUUUGUGUUCGG